Messenger RNA from Caenorhabditis auriculariae, 934 nucleotides. The record is from the annotation of a GenBank genome assembly. NCBI's taxonomy places the organism in Eukaryota, Metazoa, Nematoda, Chromadorea, Rhabditida, Rhabditidae.
AUGAAUAACUCGUACAUUGACGUUGAAACUUCUUUGGGCGGCGUUUUCAAUCGGAUAGAGGUUCUUUUUGAAGUGAAUAAUGUUAAAGCUGUGUUAUUUUAGAAAAUCACAGAAGUUGAUUCACAAACUUUACUAAAUGAACGAAAGAAUAUGAAAAGUUUGUGAGUUACCAAUGAAGUUUCGGGAACAUUUUUCAGUUUCAGUGAAGCAAUCGUCAAAGAAUUCAAACAAAGUGUCGACGCAUAUAAAUCCACUUCAAAAGGUUAGAUAUAAUUUCCUGUUAUUAAUUCAUUCCGACUAAUUCAAGGGAGCGUCAAAGGGAUCACAGAAGACAUUAAACGAAUUCAGGAAGAUAAUAAAAUUCUAAAGGAAGGUGAGCUAGUUCACGUGGAGUUCUCUUGAUAUCGUAUAGUUAUUUCUUCAAAAUUUACAGGUUUUUUUAUAUCCUAAUUUUUGAAUGAAAGUUAUUGGGGAAAAAGUUUUUUUGAGUAUAGUUAGCACUACUCUUCGACAAUUUUGAAAAAAAAAAAUUAAAACUAAAAGGUCAUAAUAGAAAACUAAAAGGUCAUAAUAGUUUUUUAAAUUUUUUCAUGUUUUGGCACAAUUUUCAAAAUAAAUCUCCUAGAGUAGCUUAUAUUAUCGUUGAAUAAUAAGAUUCACGUCCGAUUUUUUUAAUAAUUGGAACUUUUUAUAGAAAGUGAAGUUUUUGGAAGAAGAAAUGAUAUUUGCGGAAAGUCGUCUGGCAGAAAAGACGAAGGCUUCCGAGAUAUUCUCGAAAAUCUCUGAAACACUUUUAAUGGAGCAAGAGUUGCUGGAGAAGGAAAAUUCGCUGCUAGAAAACGGUUCGUUAAUUUAAGCCGUUUUUUUCAAAAAUAGAAAGCUAUUUUCAGUGUUCUCGGUUUGCAACACAUUGGAGGCGAGCAAAAAACUUUAA